Molecule: messenger RNA, 1410 nt
Organism: Haemonchus placei
Lineage: Eukaryota; Metazoa; Nematoda; Chromadorea; Rhabditida; Trichostrongylidae
Source: the annotation of a GenBank genome assembly
AUGGGUGACGAGAGUGGACCUACGAAAGCAGAGCUACAAAAUGCAAUGCGGAAGCUUCGCGCUAUUCCCGCCAACAAGCUCUGCUUUGAUUGCAAUGCACGAAAUCCAACUUGGGCAACGGUAACAUACGGAGUUUUUCUUUGCAUUGACUGCUCAGCUACCCACCGGAAUCUUGGAGUACACCUCACUUUUGUUCGUUCCACAAACCUCGAUGUCAAUUGGACGUGGCUUCAGUUACGUGCCAUGCAAGUAGGCGGCAACGCUAACGCGAUGCAGUUUUUCAAGCAUCAUGGAUGUAACAGCAAUGACGCCCAAAUAAAGUAUAAGAGUAGAGCUGCUCAGCUGUACAGAGAAGAUUUCUUCGCUCAGGACUUUGUUCAUGCUUCUCAAAGUGCAACAUCGUUGAGCAGUGAAGCCUAUAUAGCAAAGGACAAUGACAGAAUUGGUUCAGAUGGCGAUCUGUCGAAUGAACACGGACCGAAAGUCGACCAUAUCGACUCUGAACCGGUUCCUACAUCUGCACCUGUUUCGAUAAUUCUCAAGAAGCCGAUUAAGAAAGCUGGGGGUGCCAAAAAGUCCGCUCUGGGCGCACAAAAAGUACGUAUUGAUUUCGAUGAGUUGGAGCAAAGAGCGGCUGAGCAUGAAAAAAGUCAUGCAGAGCUUGGUGUUACUGCUUCUCAAAUAGAAAAAUUGGAGACACAAAUCGAUCCUGUAACCAAAUUAAGUGCUCGACUGGCUAUGCAAGACAUACAGAAAAAGGCAAGCGAGGAUCCGCAAAAAGCAGCGGCCGUGGAUCGAUUGGGAAUGGGUGGAUUCGGAAGGCCUCGUGCAGCGCAUUCGGUGGCGCAAGGUGUGAAACCUAUCCGACAGGUGGAUUUGAGUAAACGAGCCGAGCCAACAGUUUCGCUCUCGCAAAAGAGUGAAGACGAAUGGGAAAUUCUGGAGGGAAAGACAUUAAAUAAGAAUGACGACGACCUUUUCACCACCGAUUAUUCGUCGAAACCGCGAACUGAUUUCUUCGAUAGUUGGGAUGAUCAACAACAACAGAUGGACAACAAGAGGAGUACGUCCUCAAGUUCGUCGGCCAGAAAACCAGUGGUGGCCGCUCCAAAAUCAGAUGUAGACAUUCAGAAGAAGUUUGCUGGUGCAAAAGCUAUUUCUAGUGACAUGUAUUUCGGCAGUAAUGAGAUGGAUUAUGAAACGAAGGCAGCGCUCUCUCGUUUCGAGGGGCAGUCGUCAUUGGGUUCGGCGGAUUUGUGGGGUCAAGGAAGCCAACCUCAGUAUUCCCAGUUCUUGCAGGUGCCUGAAAUGUCAGAUAUAAAGGAUUCUUUACGUGCUGGUGCUUCGAAGGUUGCUGAAAAGUUUUCAUCUAUUUCUACGUCUUUCUCUUCUUACAUGUCGGUACGUUGA